Molecule: messenger RNA, 3545 nt
Organism: Scleropages formosus (Asian bonytongue)
Lineage: Eukaryota; Metazoa; Chordata; Actinopteri; Osteoglossiformes; Osteoglossidae
Gene: palmdb
Product: palmdelphin b
Exons: 7
Coding region: 352-2982 (876 amino acids)
Biological process (GO): regulation of cell shape
Cellular component (GO): cytoplasm; membrane
Source: RefSeq, a predicted model, not a curated record
UGGCUGAACAGCCCGGCUCUGUCAGGAUUCGGAAACACUGAAGGGCUGUUCUCGGGGAAGGAUCCGCCCAGCUUCCAUAGGCAAGCGAGGGCAGCCAGCCAGUCUCCCGUAACCCCAUCUCAACCCCGAGACAUCAGCCUACCUGAACUCUCGGCGUAGAGUAAUGAUGCAGGGCUUCCCGGCGUACACGCUGAGGCUGAGCGCCGACCGCUAACUGUUAACCGGGGGAACUACUCAUCCACACGGAAUCGACCCUCGACCCUGCAGCCGACUAGAGAUCCUCUCUGCACUGCCUCCUGCCCACUCUGUGCUCGCCUCUCAGGGAUCUGUGUGCUCUGUUCCAGGGCUGCCAUGGAAGAGGCAGAUUUGCUGAAGGAGCGCCUUCAAGCCAUAACGGACAAGAGAAAACUCCAAGAAGACAUCACUAGAAAAAAGAGAGAAAUAGAGGAGGAAAAGCUAAAACUACAGUAUCUGAAGAAAAAGGCCUUGCGUGAGCAGUGGCUCAUGGAUGGACUGAGCCCUCAGAGUCAACAAGAUCAAGAGGCCAUGAAACUACAAGCUCACGAUGAAGAACAGCAAACAAAAGUCCUUCAGAGCAAUAUUCACAGGAUGGAGAAGGAAAUAGAAGCUCUAGAAAUCCAGGAAGUGACCAUUUCAGAAAACGAGGCUCUCAUUCUGAAACGGCUGAAAGAAAUCGAGAAAACGGCUGAGGACAUAAGAAAGGCAACCACAGUGGAGCAGAAGCAGACAAAUGGCAAUGAAGUGAAUGAAGAUUGCAGCUACACUCCAAAUCAGAAACAAAAAGAACUAGAAUACUUUUCAGAAGUAGUAACCAUGGAGACCGGCCAGCAAUCAGAAAUGGCUGCCGUAAUAGACUAUAAAAUGGAUUCUGUGGAGACAGAGGCAAUAGAAAAUAAGGAUACACUUGAGGAGGCUGAACCUGACUGGCCCAAUCCAGACAUUAGUGAACCCACAGAAACAAAAGAAAGCGUUGACAUUCUGGCAGACUUGCCACAAUGGCCGAAUGAAACCGAAAAACAACCUGAGCUGGAACAUUCAAAGGAUACAGAAGUUCCCUGUCAGAAGGAGGCUUUGGUCCUAGAUACAGAACAUAACGACCUGAAUCGUACAGAGUCCAUAAACUCCUCCGUUUCUGAUACACCAUCCAGUGCAGGAACGGUGUGUGAAAAUGAAACAGUUCAUAAGAUGCAAGACCAAACAGAUCAGGAAGAGCUAGAGAAUCCAGUGCUGCUCACCAUGGAAGACGCAGAGGACAGCGAUGUUACAGAGACAGCCGAACCUGAAACAGCACAAGAAGUCAUUGUGGAAAACUUCUGCAAGACUGAAGAAGAGCAAUCUCCCUUGGAAGAAUGUAUCAGAGAGGAGGCCUCAUCCGACAUCUCCACGGAAUCCUGUCAUGAUCUUGAUCCAGAUGACCCAGAAUUGAAUAGCGUUCUGAGGGUUGAAAUAGAAGCUGUCUCCUCAGACAGUGACACCGAUGAGAAGUGGAGGGCCAUAUUUUCCUCUUCAAUUAAUAAAGAAGAUGAUGAUUCUUAUAUGGAUGAAAUCCUUAACUUAAGUGCUCGAGAACUCUUUGUGCAAAAAGUGGAAAAUAAUGUGGAUAGCCCACCAGAAACCAGCGAGGUCCUUGAGGAAGACAUUCCAGACCACGAGCAGAUAAUUGAGGACCCGGAAGACUAUACAGAACAUGAGUUUCACUUCCAAGAACACCCUAGCAACACAGCCCCUUCUUUGUUUCAUGGCUUAUCAAAAAUCUCAGAGGAUGAAGAGGAGUCCAAUCAUGCUUUGAAACAAACCACACACACUUCAAGCUCCAUGAAAGGAAGCACUAAUAAAAAGGUUCCCCCCGACUACUGUGUCAUUCAAGAGACCAAGAAUGAAAAUGUCAGCACAGAACACGUGGAUUUUCUAGUUGCUCGGAAUCAGUGGUUGAAGAUGGAAGAGGAGACGAAAUGUCAAGUUUACCAGCCCUCCAUUAGGCACAAUACAUGUCAAGGAGGACACAACUCCAUGUAUACCCCUGUCCGUAACAUUGACAGGUCCAAGAAGGAGCCUGAGUUGGACAGCAUGACAUUCAGUGAUUACUCCCAGACCCAUUUUAGCCCAUGUUCAGAGGACUCCGGUUUGGAUGACUCCAGCUAUCGGUCCCCAUACGAUGAGCCGGAGACACCCAUUGAGAGGGAAAUUCGCCUGGCCUUAGAGCGAGAGGAGAACCUGAGACGUGAGCGGGGACUGUCUAAACUCUCUGAUUCCAGCGAAUGCACAGUCCGACCAGUCAUUCUUGUCCCAGGAAAGUCUGACAGAAGACUGAGCCAGGAGAUUGAUGAAAGGAGAAAGGUAUUUGAGACAAAGGAGGAAGAUGGCAGAUUUCCAAAGUCGUCUAAUGUCAAAACACCAUCCUUUGUCAUCACCUCCUCACCCUCCAAGAGUCAGUUGUACCAAGAGGUUUCAGGCAAUAAUGUCAUCAUCCUGGAGCCUGAUUCCUACUCUUCUAGCCCAACACAUUGCGCAAAAGAUGCAGCUUCAUCACAGCAAAUAAAGAAAGCCAAUGAGUGGCCGUCCGAGAAAUCUAAUGUGAUCAUACUGGAGACACCAAGUGUGAUCAUACGCAGUUCUUCUGAGUUCUGCUUAAACUCUGUAUGUCAGGACACCCAGGAGAGCACUUUUCUAAACAAUCCCUUCUUCAAGCUGAGGUCCAGGAGCACACAGUCUCUGAUUGAUGAGGAGAUAAAGAUGGUCAAGCAGCGGGAGGAAGAGCUUAAAAUUCAGAGAGAAAAUCUUUACUCGAAAGAGAAAUACAAUGUCAUGUCUCCAAGUGCGCUGGACAGCUUGGCCUUUGAUAAGUCAGCAGAACUGCCUGUGAAAUGUAAAUCAUCACCAUCAUCGCCAAUGAAGUCACCGUACAAGAUGGAUCGCUCCACACUCUCCUGUGAAAGCAAAGUAAAAACUUUUUGUUCAUAAUUUCAUUCCUACAAUGAAACUUGACAGCAUAAAAUGGCUGUUGCACAAAAAAGCAAGUUUGCUGGAGUAAAAUUACUCAAACUAUUCUAAAUUUAAACAUCACCUUCACAGCUGAAGUGUUUUUACAUAAGUAAUACACACAUAUGCAUCCUGACACUGAUUGAAUAUUGUAGUUGAUUUAAUUAAAGACCACCUGCAGUUAUUCAGGUGACUACUCCUUAGUUUUGUUUCUCUGAAGCACAGGGAAAGGGCAUGAAGGCCAAACAUUUGGAAAAACGGUUGUUUGAAAGUCACACAGAAAUUGCAGGACACCACCCUGAGCAAAAUCAUCAGUUUUUUUUUUUUUUAUUUUACUGGACAUUAUGCAUUGCAGCAGAUUUUGUUCAGAAUAGAGCACAACAUUCGCUGCUUGUGUGAUGUCAAAGGCAAUAUGUGAAUACGCCAGAACAUAGUAUUGUGCAUAUGCCAAGAUGCCUCGGUGUUUUCCUUGAAUGUAGUGUUUAGUCUGCAGUUAUUCCUGUUCUUCUUAAUGUUUACGUCCAGAGAAGUUUGAGGUAUAAUUU